Messenger RNA from Anoplopoma fimbria (sablefish), 2927 nucleotides. Its product is annotated as lysine-specific histone demethylase 2. Lineage: Eukaryota; Metazoa; Chordata; Actinopteri; Perciformes; Anoplopomatidae. The transcript is spliced from 21 exons. Gene Ontology annotation, molecular function: zinc ion binding; protein binding; oxidoreductase activity. The record is from RefSeq and is a predicted model, not a curated record. Bases 134 to 2641 code for a protein of 835 amino acids.
GCAACAACAGCGCAUUGAUUUCCCCCCACAACAAUAAAAGGGUGACGAAUACUAACAAUUUAAGAAAGCAUCUAAGAAACUCACAUUAACGUCAAAUAACCACCGUGUUUUUGAAGAAAUACCGCAGCCAGCCAUGCUGUCGGAUGCAGACUAUUCUGGGAAUGCCUCUGGGAAUGCUCGGCGAGCCAGGAAGAGGAGCUCCGGGGAGUCACCGGGGGACGGCCAGACCCUGCGCUCCUCUGGGAGGCAGAUCAAUGUGCGGGUGAAGCGCACCAACAACCCUCCACCGGGACAGAGCAAAAGAAAAGCCACAGACACGGAGGAGGAAGACGACCAGUCCGAGAAGAAGUACAGAAAGUGCGAGAAGGCUGGAUGCUCUGCCACGUACCCAGUUUGUUUUGCAAGUGCAUCUGACAGGUGUGCUAAAAAUGGAUACACGUCUCGCUGGUACCAUCUGUCCUGCGGGGAGCAUUUUUGCAACGAAUGUUUUGACCACUACUACAGAAGUCACAAAGAUGGCUAUGAGAUCUUUGCUUCGUGGAAGAAGGUUUGGACUAGUAACGGGAAAAGUGAGCCCAGUCUUAAAGCUUUCAUGGCAGAUCAGCAGCUACCAUUCUGGGUUCAGUGUACUAAACCGGACUGUAGGAAGUGGCGUCAGCUGACCAAGGAGAUCCAACUCACUGCUUCCCUAGCAGCAACGUACCGCUGUGGAUUGAAGAUCAACAACAUCAAGACUGAGGGACCGGACCAGUGCUCCCAACCAGAAGACUUAAGGGUGGCAGAGGUGUCUGACAACUGGUGGCAUUCCAUGUUGAUUUUGCCUCCGUUGUUCAAAGACAGUCCAGCCAUCCCGUUCCUCGCCGCCUACUACCCGGACUGCGUGGGGAUGAGUCCGUCCGGCUCUGCCAGCAACCCGUCUCUGUCUGAGCUCAGGACUGAUCACUGCAGAGCCGUCCAGCCACAAAUUCCAGGCCUGUGUCCGUACUUCCAGCCCUUCUAUCAGCCCAAUGAGUGCGGGAAGGCUCUGUGCGUUCGGCCUGAUAUGAUGGAGCUGGAUGAGCUUUACGAGUUCCCAGAGUUUUCCCGCGAUCCCACCAUGUAUUUGGCAUUACGCAACCUAAUUUUGGCCUCCUGGCACAAGAACUGCAAGGAGGUGCUAACUUCCCAGAAGUGUGCUGUGCACAUCAUUGUCCGGGGGUUGGUGCGUGUGCGCUGCGUGCAGGAGAUGGACCGGGUGCUCCACUUCAUGACCAGGAAGGGCCUCAUCAACACUGGCGUGCUGGCGGUGAAGCGGCCUCUACUCCCUGAAAGACACUGCUCUAGGAACGUUAUUGUCAUUGGCGCCGGGGCUUCAGGGCUGGCUGCUGCACGGCAGCUGCAAAACUUUGGCACUCAGGUGGUGGUGCUCGAGGCUAGGGAGAGAAUCGGAGGCCGCGUGUGGGACGAUACUUCUCUGGGCGUCACUGUGGGCCGAGGAGCUCAAAUCGUCAAUGGCUGCGUAAACAACCCCAUCGCCCUGAUGUGUGAACAGAUGGGCAUCAAGAUGCACAAGUUGGGGGAGCGGUGUGACCUCUUUCAGGAGGGGGGGCAGGUUACUGACCAGGCCAUCGACAAGCGCAUGGACUUCCACUUCAACGCCAUCCUGGAUGUGGUGUCAGAAUGGAGGAAGGACAAGUCGCAGACCCAGGAUAAGCCACUGAGAGAAAAGGUCCAGGAGGUGAAGAAGAACUUCCUUCAGGAGUCUGGGAUCCAGUUCAGUGAGUUGGAGGAGAAGGUGCUUCAGUUUCACCUCAGCAACCUGGAGUACGCCUGUGGAAGCACAUUAGACCAGGUAUCGGCAAGAUCUUGGGACCACAAUGAGUUCUUUGCCCAGUUCUCAGGAGACCACACGUUACUCACCAAGGGCUACUCCGCUUUGCUCCACAAACUGGCCGAGGGUCUCGACAUCCGCACAAAGUGCCCGGUUCAAGCCAUUGAUUACUCAGGUGAUGUGGUCAAAGUUACCUCCUCCAACGGGUCCCAGUGGACAGCACAGAAGGUUCUCGUUACAGUUCCGUUGACUUUGCUCCAGAAGAACUUGAUUCAGUUCCACCCAGCGCUUCCUGAAAGGAAACUGAAAGCAAUCCACAGUCUGGGAGCCGGUAUCAUAGAAAAGAUUGCUCUCCAGUUCCCGUACAGAUUCUGGGACAACAAAAUCCAAGGGGCAGACUACUUUGGCCACAUACCACCAGGUCCCGACAAGAGGGGCAUGUUCAGUGUCUUCUAUGACGUGGAGCCACAGGGGAAGCAGGCUGUCCUCAUGUCUGUUAUCACUGGGGACGCUGUGCCUGCUGUCCGGGACAUGGAGGACAAGGAGGUGGUGGACGAGUGCAUGAAGGUGCUGCGUGAGCUUUUCAAAGAGCAGGACGUCCCAGAGCCGCUGCAUUUCUUUGUCACUCAUUGGAGCAAAGACAUGUGGUCCCAGAUGUCCUACAGCUUUGUGAAGACGGGGGGAAGUGGAGAGGCCUACGAUAUCCUCGCUGAAGACGUGCAGGGAAAAGUGUUCUUUGCUGGAGAGGCCACCAACAGACAUUUCCCUCAGACUGUGACAGGGGCCUACCUGAGUGGGGUCAGAGAGGCCAGCAAGAUGGCUGCUAUGUAAACUCUGCCGGUCCCCGAGCACACUCUAAAAACACCAGCACGGACACACGGGUCGCACUGAGCAACAGACCGCUAGACAACCUGGACUGCGUUGACCUGAAUGGCUCCACGAUAUUUCACUGUGCUGUGAUGUGUGUGUGUGUGUGUGUGUGUGUGUGAGAUCAGGUCAAGUAGGGCUUCCCAGGGCCUGGCUCUACAUGUUUAACACAAGAGAAAUGUUAAAGUUCAGUUUAAUGCGUGUACGUAGCACUUCUGUGAUGGAAAUGGUCAGAAAUUGUCAUUUUGAG